This is a messenger RNA of Gongylonema pulchrum, 537 nucleotides long. NCBI's taxonomy places the organism in Eukaryota, Metazoa, Nematoda, Chromadorea, Rhabditida, Gongylonematidae. The record is from the annotation of a GenBank genome assembly.
CCUUAUCCUCGCACACAUACAUUAGUCGUCGUACCACCGCUGCGGCCAGUAAUUGAGGAUGAUGGCGAAGAAAAACACAUAAAAGCGCGACCACCGUUGAAUCGUUCUAUUCCUCCAAUUCCCGAAUCAAAGUCGAACGACUCUAUCAUGACAAACGUUUCGGAGAGACAUUCGGCAUCGCAAAGUGAACAAAGCUGCUCAGCACCACGAUUCAUUCGACAGCCCUUGCGCAUUAGACAUACUGGACAAGCUGGCGCACCACCCAGAACCAAAGCUUCAGAGGAUACUCUUGCUUCGUCAUCAAAAGUAGCAGAAAGCGAUGGGUCUUUGGUGAUCGAAAACAAAAUGGCACAAAAUUUGGCCACAAAAAGAGCAGUGAUUGUUUCGACACGAAGUCGGCGGUCAGACGAAGUGCCAAGAAGUCCUUUGAUGAGUGUUGCACAUACAGUACGGACGGGCCUUACCAAACUAGGAAGUCGUUUCAGUCGGUCUGAUCCCAAUCAAAAUAUUCGGACAAGUACCAGCUUACUGAGGUAA